AUGUUGUUAACAAAAAAAAAAAAAAAAAAAAAAAAAAAAAAAAUAGAUCGUUCGUAUUUUAAGUGUGACCAUGUGUUCUGCUAUUAUUCAGAUAUCGCCAGAAAAGAAGAAACAAUGCUUGCUGUUUUCACGAAAUCGGUGGCCGGCGUGAAGCUUUUUGGGAUGAUGUAUCCGGUUUUGGAACGUUCGGAGAAUCUUCCCACUGAUGAUUCCAUAGACGCCAUCAAAGAAAUCGCAAAGGCGCUUCAAAGUGUCUUAUUCAAGCUCCAUAUCAAUGGAUAUUCUUCCUUAUUGCAUCCUUUGGGAGUUAAUAAUGUAGAUUUUAUAUUGAAAUUUUAUGUAGUCAAAGAUGGAGAAAAUGACUCUUUGAGAGUCAUAAAUGUGUACCAUAAACUUUGUGGGGAAGCUGAAGAUUCAUGGCUCGAAAUUGUUAACAACUUCCGGGGAGAGUUCUCGUUUAUCUCUAUGAUGCAAAGAAUAGAAGCUUCUUUGUUGCUAAUGAACGAUUACAAUUUUGGUACUGGCGGUUCAGUAUGCUACGUUCAUAUAUUCGGGGGACAUUAUUUGGCUAGUGGUAAAGGUUUAAGGAAACUUCAGCUCCCAUUGAUGGAGACUAAGAUGGAGCCUUUGAUACCGGAUGAUAUAGUCUAGAGUCCUUCUAAUAUACCACACCAAAUCUCAAAAGGGGAAAAGAUCAUAUUGAUUUGUAAAGUACAUUCUUUUGUUCUCAAGUCUGGUUUGUUGGUGUGAGAGGUCUCUUUGUAAACCAAACACAUGUAUAUCUGGAUGUUCGAGGGCACCGAUCCCUUACCAAAGCUUCAGGCAACUGAUUCAUCAUACCUGCCUUAAUAACACCUAGAUUUAAUUCUCC
Molecule: messenger RNA, 871 nt
Organism: Arabidopsis thaliana (thale cress)
Lineage: Eukaryota; Viridiplantae; Streptophyta; Magnoliopsida; Brassicales; Brassicaceae
Exons: 4
Coding region: 1-651 (216 amino acids)
Source: RefSeq, marked reviewed